UCAAGUUUUCGGCAAACGCGACCGCAUUCUUCGUUGGCUUCUUUCACGACAUAGACUGCUACAGCAUUACAGCAACGUCUACUUUGCCUUUCUUUCUCACUCAUUAUGUCCUUCAGCAUUCGUAAAGCUAGAGAAGAGGAUGUGCCACAGAUGCUGCAAUUCAUCAAGGACCUCGCGGAAUUCGAAAAGGCACCCGAAGCAGUCUUUGCCACGCAUGAGAAGCUAUCUAGCACGCUCGGCUUCACAGGAACAGCCUAUGCGCAUGCAGUCAUUGCAGAGACCAAGUCUGAGUCGGAUGAAGCGGCAGUAGUGGUAGGCAUGGCGAUUUACUUCUUCAACUACUCCACAUGGCAUGCUGCACCGGGUAUCUACUUGGAAGACUUGUACGUUGACCAGCAAUACCGUGGAAAGGGAUACGGCACCAGGCUGCUACAACAUCUAGCAAAGUUGUCACUUGACAUGGGCGGCAAGCGUUUAGAGUGGUCCGUGCUCAAGUGGAACGAAAAGGCCAUCAAGGUCUAUGAAGCGGUCGGUGCUGAAAUGAUGACAGAGUGGAGCGUCAUGCGUGUCGACGGUGAACGUCUUGACAAGCUUGCUGCUGCAGCUCACUGAAGUCUCUUGGCUACAGCAGCCAGGCAUUCGACGGCGUUCCGUCUAUGCGAUGGUCCGUCUGUGCUGAAACGUUUCAUAGCGACGCUCAGUAAUCGCUUCUACACCUGCUUCAGCUUCAGCUUCGACCUGCUCCCUCUGGCAUGUCAGUCAAGUGUGCCGGCCGCCAAGAUACUCCCAUCUUUUGAUUACACCGAACAUGCACUGGUUGACGCUAGCGACGGUAUUGAUACAUGUCAAGCCAGGUCAUGGCCAGAUUGGU
This is a messenger RNA of Protomyces lactucae-debilis, 871 nucleotides long. Its product is annotated as acyl-CoA N-acyltransferase. The transcript has a single exon. Gene Ontology annotation, molecular function: N-acetyltransferase activity. NCBI's taxonomy places the organism in Eukaryota, Fungi, Ascomycota, Taphrinomycetes, Taphrinales, Protomycetaceae. Gene Ontology annotation, biological process: protein acetylation. The coding region runs from base 106 to 612 and encodes 168 amino acids. The record is from RefSeq and is a predicted model, not a curated record.